Molecule: messenger RNA, 1540 nt
Organism: Neofelis nebulosa (Clouded leopard)
Lineage: Eukaryota; Metazoa; Chordata; Mammalia; Carnivora; Felidae
Gene: NKAPL
Product: NFKB activating protein like
Exons: 1
Coding region: 112-1320 (402 amino acids)
Biological process (GO): regulation of gene expression
Cellular component (GO): nucleus
Molecular function (GO): chromatin binding
Source: RefSeq, a predicted model, not a curated record
UUGCGGGCACCGUUGCUGUGGCGCCUGCGUGGGCGGGAAGUGCCGCUCGUACGCAGUCUCCGUGGCCACUGCUCGGCGUUGGCCGUUUGGUUGCCGGUGGAGGCGUGGCUCAUGGCCCCGGUGUCCCAGUCCCGCUAUCCCGAGGACGCCGCCGGCUCUCGGAGGCGGCGACGCAGCUCUGUGGGGAGCCCGCCGUCCGCGGUGGCCAGACGCUUCCCUUGUGGAGGCCGCUCCCGCUCUCACUCCCGCGGCCGCGAGGGCCUCAGGCCUUCGUGGGGGGUGUCGGGCGUUGGCGACCCGAGUCCGCUGGGCCGAUCUGAGUCUCGGGCACAGCCUUCGGGGCCCCGCAACUACGCGUUCUCGUCCUCUUCCGUCCACUCUGGCGGAUACCGCUUCCAUCACCACCACUAUGCGGGCGACCUGCAGUGGGCCAAAGAGUAUGAGAAGGAGAAGGAGAGCUAUCGUCAGAGGUGGCUGAAAGAGAGAGAGAGGAUUGGGGAGCUGGGAGCUCCUGAGGUGUGGGGGCUCUCUCCAAAGUUUCCUGAGCCGGAUUCUGAUGAACAUACCCCAGUGGAGAAUGAAGAGGUAAAGAGUCAGGAGACCAGCAGUUCAGAUUCCAGCUCCGAAGAAAAGGGGAAUACCAGUCGUUCAAAAAGCAAGAAAAAAAGAAAGAAAAAGUCUAAAACGAAACAUAGGAAACAUUCUGAUAAUAGUGAUAGUAAUUCAGACUCCAACAUUAAUUCUAGUUCUGAUGAUAAAAAGAGGGCCAAAAGAGCCAAGAAGAAGGAAAAGAAGAAGAAACACAGGGCAAAAAGAACCAAGAAAAAGAAGAAUAAGAAGACUAAGAAAGAAUCCAGCGACUCAAGCUUUAAAGAUUCAGAAGGGGAGUUGCCAGAAGAUACCUGGAUUGAGCAGUCAAAGAUUACAGAUACCAUGGAUCUAAUAGGUCCAGAAGCACCUGUAAUACAUAUCUCUCAAGAUGAGAAACCUUUGAACUAUGGCCAUGCUCUGCUCCCAGGUGAAGGUGCAGCAAUGGCUGAAUAUGUGAAAGCUGGAAAGCGAAUCCCACGAAGAGGUGAAAUUGGGCUGACAAGUGAAGAGAUUGCUUCAUUUGAAUGCUCAGGUUAUGUCAUGAGUGGUAGCAGGCAUCGUAGAAUGGAGGCUGUACGACUGCGUAAAGAGAACCAGAUCUACAGUGCUGAUGAGAAGAGAGCUCUUGCAUCCUUUAACCAAGAAGAAAGACGAAAGAGAGAGAAUAAGAUUCUAGCCAGUUUCCGAGAGAUGGUGUACAGAAAGACAAGAGGGAAAGAUGACAAGUAAGGACUUUGUGUUGUACAGUGGGACUUUAACAACAAUUUUAUGUAAUCAAAACAAUAUGAAAAGACUUAACGGUGCUACUGUAUCUAUGAUGUUAGAAAGUCCUUCAAGAAAAAGCUGCUGAGAUCUGUAUUUAUUUUUAACUUAAUAUGUGCACAUAGUUUGAAAAAUAUUCAAAUGCUAUAGUAGAAGUUAAUAAAAGGUCUUUUACCCUAGUCGCUAA